AGGUCAAAAGUCACUCGAGAUAUGUGAGACUGAGAUGCUUGGGUUUUUCAGAACGGAUGGGCUAGGACAUCAACCCAAACGCCCCUCCCCCUUUUCUUUGGGGUUCAGAGUAGGGUCAGGCGGUGGAUAGUGUUGGUGGUGACCAAGAACUGCGUGCCUAGAAGCAGGGGGAGGAGCUUGCACAAGAUUUGGAGAGACUGAGUCACCUGCUGCCACCAUCAAUACAAUGCAAUUCAAGAAUACCUAUUGUGUCCCCAUUGUGUACCAGGCACUGUGCUAGAGGUGAACAGGAUUGACCCUGACCUUGACUCAAGGAAACACUCACUUCAUCUUUACUUUACCUGCAGGCUAGUUGGUCAUAUGGGAAAAGGGAGAAGACCCCCACUAUUGUCUGUCCACCCUUUCCAAAAUAAGUAAAUCCACAGCUGACCAGUAAGGACAGGGAGGAUGUGUGCAACUCUGUGAAGGAACCUGGGAAUGGUUCUCUCCUAAGAAGUUGCAGAGCCCUGCCCUCUCCCCCACAUGGUGAAAGCUGGAGAGGAGCAGGAGCGUCUUCGCUUGGAACGGGAACAGGAGCAGAAGAAGGCCAGCAGCCUGGCCAGGCUGGCCCAUGCCCUGCCUGUGGAGGAACCCCGCAUCGAGGCACCACCCCUGCCUCUGUCGCCACCAGCACCCCCACCAGCCGCCCAGCCUCUGCCCCUGGCACCUCGCCAGCCCACCCUGGUUAACACCCCUGGACUCAGCAUUAAGGAUUCUGCUCCCCUGCCCACCAGGCCGCAGAUGCCCACCCCUGCCCCUCUACUGCCAGACUCCAAGCCCACCGGCAGCCCCAAGCCUUUGCAGCCCCUCCCCACACCCAUCCUGACCAUAGCACCGCACCCUGGAGUCCAGCCCCAGCUGGCCCCCCAGCAGCCACCCCCACCCGCUCUUGGGACCCUGAAGUUGGCACCAACGGAAGAAGUCAAAUCCGGCGAACAGAAGAAGAGGCCUGGGGGGAUCGGAACCAGAGAAGUCCACAACAAACUGGAGAAGAACAGGAGGGCCCAUCUGAAGGAAUGCUUUGAGACCCUGAAGCGCAACAUCCCCAACGUGGACGACAAGAAGACCUCGAAUCUGAGCGUGCUGCGGACGGCGCUGCGGUACAUCCAGUCCCUGAAGAGGAAGGAGAAGGAAUAUGAGCAUGAGAUGGAGCGGCUGGCGCGGGAGAAGAUCGCCACGCAGCAGCGGUUAGCGGAGCUCAAACAUGAGCUGAGCCAGUGGAUGGACGUGCUAGAGAUUGACCGUGUGCUCCGACAGACAGGCCAGCCCGAGGACGACCAGGCUUCCACCUCUACUGCCUCUGAGGGCGAGGACAACAUAGAUGAGGAUAUGGAGGAGGACCAGGCCGGCCUGGGCCUACCCAAGCUGAGCCAUCGCCCCCACCCGGAGCUGCCGAAGCCACCGCCCAGCACCGCCCCUGUGCCUCUGCCUCCCCACCCACACGCCCACUCCCAGCCUGUGGCCCUGUCUCCAGCCCAUCUGCCUGGGCAGCAGCAGCCACCACAGCAGAAGACACCUCUGCCGGCUCCUCCUCCCCCACCAGCUGCCCCUGCCCAGACGCUGGUACCAGCUCCAGCCCAUUUGAUGGCUGCAUCUGGGGGAGGCUCCACGGUCAUCGCCCACACAGCCACCACCCACGCCUCAGUCAUCCAGACUGUGAACCACGUUCUCCAGGGGCCAGGCGGCAAGCACAUCGCCCACAUUGCCCCCUCAGCCCCCAGCCCUGCUGUGCAGCUGGCACCUGCCACACCCCCUAUUGGCCACAUCACAGUGCACCCUGCCACCCUUAACCACGUGGCCCACCUUGGCUCCCAGCUUCCCCUGUACCCACAGCCUGUGGCAGUGAGCCAGCCCGUGGCGGUGAGCCACAUUGCCCACACCCUCUCGCACCAGCAAGUGAAUGGCACAGCUGGGCUGGGGCCCCCCACCACCGUCAUGGCAAAGCCAGCCGUGGGGGCUCAGGUGGUGCACCACCCCCAGCUGGUGGGCCAGACAGUGCUCAACCCUGUGACCAUGGUCACCAUGCCCUCCUUCCCGGUCAGCACACUCAAGCUGGCUUGAGGAUGAGGCCACUCAGGCCCCCAGUGGGGGCAAGAAGGGGAACCUGUCCCCACACUCUCCCACCAGCUCCACACAUUCCAGUCCGGCCCAGGCCCACCCCACCCACACCCACCCCCAGGCCUCCUAGGGGAAGGGGGUGCAGAGACUCUGAGCCAGGGGAGGGAGGGGCCACCCCAGGGAGCUGGGCACAGGGCAGGGGGUUAGUUCACUGCACUAGGACUUGAUAAAGUGAUGAGAGACGCUCUGGUGGACGUGCUGCCGAUUCAGCCUGGUGCUGUUCCUGCCUCCCCAUCCUGUCCCCUGAAACAGUUUGAUGUGGAUGUCAUGUUCUCUGCCUUCUCCCUCCCCUGCUGCCUUCCUGUGCUGCUGCUGCUAUUGCUCUGUCUGGUGAUGUGGCUGAGGAUCUGGGCCCUCCCUCCUGAGCCUCAGCCUCUCUUCCCAGGCCUAUGGAGGGGAAAGAGGAGGAACUGAACUGAAGCAACUUGGCUCAGAAAGUUGGGGGGCACUGUGGGCCCUAUUCUGAGUACAGGUGAGAAGUCCUAGGAAGUGGCUGGUCUGGAGUCCUACGCAGACAGGUGGGUGCCCCAGCCUGGGGCGCGCCAAC
Messenger RNA from Myotis brandtii (Brandt's bat), 2704 nucleotides. RefSeq names its product MAX network transcriptional repressor (gene MNT). Gene Ontology annotation, molecular function: protein dimerization activity; RNA polymerase II cis-regulatory region sequence-specific DNA binding; DNA-binding transcription factor activity, RNA polymerase II-specific. The transcript is spliced from 7 exons. NCBI's taxonomy places the organism in Eukaryota, Metazoa, Chordata, Mammalia, Chiroptera, Vespertilionidae. Gene Ontology annotation, biological process: regulation of transcription by RNA polymerase II. The record is from RefSeq and is a predicted model, not a curated record. Bases 523 to 2100 code for a protein of 525 amino acids.